AUGGUAUCUGGCUCAUUGCAUCUGGCUCCGACAAGUGCAUUCUACAACGACGGUUCUCAAGAUAUCGGUCAAAUUCCUCAUCAUAUCCUUCUUGUGCGCGGGUUAGAUCCACUCACCACCGAGGAAUCUUUAUAUAACGCAACAUCCCCAUUAUCUCCUCUCCGUCGAGUAUUACUAAUAAAAGAUCGAUUAUCCAGAAUGUCAUGGGGCUUUGCUUUUCUGGAAUAUAACGAUGAACAGACAUCAUCGUAUGUUUUGGAUUUGACGCGCAAUCGAGAAUACUAUCCAGAUGGAUUCGUUAUCGAUUCGAGGCAGGUAUCACUGAAUUACGCUCACGCCGGAAGUUUUGUGCCAGUUUAUGCAACGACUGAAUGGACAAUUUGGGGCGAUGAUGGAGUUGCGUUAUCAUAUUGGGAUGAAAAGGCGUAUGCAGUAGAAUAUUCUGGGCCUGUUGUGAACAAUAAGGAUGUUGUAAUUGAAAAGGAAGAGGAGAAACCCAAACUCAAACCCAAAUUGAAAGAGCGUGUAGAAGAACACGAGAUGAUUGUGAAUGAAGAUGAGCAGAAAAACGAAAAAGAAAAGGAGGAAGAUAAUAUCCGCACAGUCGAGGAUGAAUUGAAUGCAUUCUAUUCUGAUAUGGGGGCAGUUUUGUCAUCAAGCAAGACAAACGAAACGAAAUCUAUCUUUUCUGUUUCUGAUAUGGUAUCUAAUAAGGGUGCUCAGAAUCCCACAACCACUACUAAUGCUGCCGCGACUCCACAAGAUACAACGCAAUUGAACGUAACGCAUCUUCCGUAUUUUUAUCAGUCACAACCGCAAAUAUCAUCGCAAUCAUAUCCAAGGAGAUUAAUUGUUUGUUGUGGAUUACCAGGGUCUGGGAAGACUUUGUUUUCUACACGACUAUGCGAAACUCUCGAGGGUUGGGUGAGAGUAAGCCAAGACGAUCUUGGGACUCGUAAUGCUUGUGAAGACCUCACGAAAUAUCGAUUAAAACAGAACGAAAAUGUGAUAAUAGAUCGAUGCAACUUUAACAAAAGUCAGCGAAGAACAUGGAUCGAAAUCGCUUGGAAAUUUGACGCUCACGUAGAUGCGAUUGUAAUGGACGUUCCCUACGAACUCGCUCAAUCUCGAAUUUUAGCCCGUGCCAAUCAUCCAACAAAUGUAGAAGGUCGAGACGGUGUCAAAAUCCUUGAGAAAUUUCGUGAAGAUUACACCAUUCCUCAAAUAGAAGAAGGGUUCGAACGAAUUAUUUAUCUUCAACCGCAGCAGGAACCAGUUUAUGACAAACCAACAAUAGAUGGAAUAAUGAGAAGAUUAUAUGACGAGGUUCCAGCAACGCAUGAUCGGUUGGUAAGCUUGAGGUCGAAUCAUCAUCGUGAGGGUAGAACACGUGGAAGAGGCAGCUAUUCUAGGAGAGGGUACCGGCGGGGUGGUAGUAACACUGGUGCGCAUUACGCGAGAAACUUUGAAGGAUAUCGUAAUGGCGAUAACUAUAGGAAUGUCCGAUAUGAUGGUCGAAACUAUGCUAGCUAUGAUCGAAGUGAGACGAAGAGAACUGAGUGGUCACGAAAUUCCGCUACGUAUUAUAGGGGAAAUGAUAGGCACAAACAAGAUGAGAAGUAUCAAGAAGAGUUUCCUUCGCUUUGA
Molecule: messenger RNA, 1647 nt
Organism: Paraglomus brasilianum
Lineage: Eukaryota; Fungi; Glomeromycota; Glomeromycetes; Paraglomerales; Paraglomeraceae
Source: the annotation of a GenBank genome assembly